Messenger RNA from Eupeodes corollae, 3954 nucleotides. RefSeq lists its product as uncharacterized. Gene Ontology annotation, molecular function: structural molecule activity. The coding region runs from base 1 to 3954 and encodes 1317 amino acids. The transcript has a single exon. NCBI's taxonomy places the organism in Eukaryota, Metazoa, Arthropoda, Insecta, Diptera, Syrphidae. The record is from RefSeq and is a predicted model, not a curated record.
AUGCUUAAACUGAUUGCGAAUUAUUUCGAACCUAAUGAUUUUCUUUCAGGAAACAAAAAAAAGAGUCCGAAAAUAGUUGAAAACAAAGAUACUGCCUCCUCUAUACCAACAGCAUCUGCCAUCGCCGAUGAACCACUUGAUCUUGCCGACUUAGAUCUAUCUCGUUUGCGUUUGAGUAAAAAAGACUUAGAAACGCUCUCGAGCAUAACACCCGGUCUACCAAAAUGUUUCCAAGAACAACUUCUUGCCAAAUUACCACCAACCCAAGCCCGAAAGUUAUCCCGUACUUUAUCUAUGCAAAAUAGCACACAUGUUCCUACUGUUCGAGUUUACAAAAGGAGUCAAAGUGGUGGCAGAAAUAUGACUACCGUAGAAUCGGACAGAUUUAUCCCAGCUGAAAUGAGAUCGGAGGUGGAUAACAAAUCCAAUAACAAUAAUAACGACUCAAAAUCGAACUUCCUCAAGCUAAGUGAUAGUUCCCGUGAAGAAGGUUCCGACCGAAGCCACAGCCUGAUCUACAGGCGGAGUUUGAGCAGGGGUCGUUCAGACUAUGAGAACGUUCAAGACCUGAAAAACAGAAGCCACAGCGUGUGUCGGGUAUCUGAUGACACCAGCAAAUCACUAUGCUCAUCGUAUUCAAGUGACGUAAGCGAAAAAUACAAAUACUACUCGCCAUAUCUAACUAAAGGACGAGAUUCAGAGAGUUCCUCAAUAUCCCCCUACAAACGUUACGAAAGUAUAUCGCCUCGUGAGAGCUGUUUAAGCCCCACAAAAGAGUUCAACAAUCGUUCGGUGGGAGAGUGCAUGUCGCCGACUUCAGAGAGCCAAGGGACUCUUUCCAGUCAUCGCCGAUAUGCCAGGUACCUCCGGCAAGAAUCUUCCGGUGCAAAUAUGAUGGACGAAAAUCGCUCGAGCAUCGAGAAGAAGCCACGAGAACGUGAGACUCACAGUAUGUUAAGAGAAAUCAAAGAAAAGAGCCGUGAAUCUAGCCGAGACAGAUUGAGCCAGAGCAUGGAACUCGAUCCGACACUUGGUGAAGUUGAAAGAAUACCAGAACCAAAUCCAGUGCGUCAUGUUCGUAACAAAAGCCUUGAGAUAUACGGUGAGCCAAAAGAAGCCCCCAUCCGCACUCAUCUUCGCUCUAAGUCGAGAGAUUUACCGGAUAACGCCCUUCAAAAAGAGGAAAUUGCCUCGAAGAUCUUGGAAGAGCUGCAAGCUCUAUCCUCUGCAAAGACACGAAAAGAUAAAACAGAAGAAACUUCAAAUAAUACUGCCUCCCGUGAAGUCACAUCCGAGAAGGUUACCGUAAAGAAAAUAAGAAAAAUCAAACCCAAAGAAAAACUCAUUGAUUCAAGCGCUGGUGAGGCGGCAGGGCCAGCGUCCGCUCCCGCACUCGGUGCGGAUAAAGAAAUUAAGACAACUGUUGUGAAAAAGGUUAAAAAAGUCAUUAAACGUACUGAAACCAAAGGAGGAGAAGAAAAGACUAGAGCACUACAAACUGAGUCAUCCACUUCAAAGUCUGAUCUGGAGAAACCAAAACGAGAAUCUAAACUUAAGCGUCCCAAAUCCUUCCCCACCAAAGAAGGCGAAAAGUCUUCUUCUGACCCGAAUGUUACUGAAAAUAACGAUAAUUCUACAAUCGAAUCGAAAAUUCCACAAGUUAAGACUGCCAAUAUUGACACAUCGCCAGAGGGUCGUAGCGAGCCUAAAUUGAUAAGACCAAAGAGCUAUCCCGCCUCAAAAUUGACUCCCCCCAAAGACAUCAAGCGAAUACUUUCUAGUCCCCCAGAAAAGGAUUCAACAAUCAAACAAAUUCCUAAGCGCUCAAGCGUAUCUGAAGAAAAGUCUAUAAUUGCCAAAAGUAGUGAUUCGUCAUCGCCGAUUGAAAACAAGCCUACAACAACGACGAUUAAGAGAGUUGUCAAAGUUACAAGAAAAUCCAAAAUCACUAGCCCCACACUCACGCCAAAGAUACCUGCAGAUCCUGACUCUAAAACAGCAGAUGGUAUUUCUUCCGAGUUGAUGGGACUUAAGGACAAAUCUCCCGAGAAAAAAGUCGGCAAAGGUCUACUCUAUGCGAUCGGCCAGAAGUUCGAGAAGCUCCGAGAUUCAGCCAAGAGUCAGAAAAAGGUCGCCACCAAGGUAACAACCAGUGCUAAUGCCUUGAACUUAACGACUCCAGAUGAAGUGCCAAAAGAGAAGAUAACCCUACUGAAGAAGAAGAAAGCUAAAUCCACCGGAGAGUGUAGCCAGAGCGAGAAGAAUGAUGAAAAGACUGAUGAAAAACCCACAAAGACAGAAACCCGUCGUUCGAGAAUCGACGCGAUGAUAAGAUCGCUUCGUGAUCGUUCUGUACCCCGAACUCCGGUCCUAACCGAAUCGAAUCUCAUCAAGAGGGCUGUGAGUGUUGAAGAAAUGCCCGGGACAUUCAACAAAUGUGCUGUCAAUCGAGUUCUAGGUCUCUUCAAGAGAUUCGAAAAAGAUGGCGGUGGUGAUAGAAAAGUUCGCAGUACGCGUUCGACGAGCAACAUUGAAAGACAACUGCACAAAUCUGAAUCACCGAUCUACCAGAACCGUGAUCGUCCCAAGUCAAGUGGUUUUCUCUCAAAGGUUACAAAGAAUUCAAACAAUGUCAUUUUGGUGAGUAAAUCAGAAGAUCAGAAUGGCUAUCAACCACAGGUGCACAUCUUAACAAAGAAAAAGGAACCUCUGACCGAUGUAUGCCCUGACUGCAAGCAACAAGACCAAGAACCCAACAAAAAUGUUCCCAAAACCCUCGAGAAAGAGGAACAGCAACAAACUGCCAAAGUCACAAAAGAUAACAUUAAAGACAAACGGAAAACUUUAGUUCUGGACUUUACCAAGCUCGAUAAGAUUGACAAUAACCUUGCCUCGGCAAUGCGUCAAAACUCAACGAUCAAUGGCAAUACCGUCCAUAAUGCAUCAUACAACGAUAACAACGCAUGUAACAACAACAACAUAAGGAUAUCAUCUAACGAAAUUAACCGCAACCACAUUUACACCCCUCAAAAUGACAAUGCCACAAAUUACUCCUCGGACUCGAGGAGCUAUCAAGAUGAUUGCGCUUCAACGAGUACGUUCCUAUCGCCUACGGAUGAACCUGAGCUCUGUUUCGACAAUUGGUCGGUAUGUUCAGAAGACAACUACAUGUUAGCCACCCCAUCACCAACUGUGUCCCGUCUAUCGAGGACAUCUCACUACUCGUCGCCAACACACCCGUCCGAUGGAAACGAGAGUGUCAUUGAUCGCAUAAAGCGACGAAGUUUCUACAGUAGGUUCAAUGAGAAACGCCCAAAGCGUCAGAGCACGAUUGUUGGGCCAGGAGCUCGUGAUUACUAUCGGGAAUCUACUAGCAAACCCAAACAAUCAACCGACCGACAACCUUCACCUGAUAUCACAAAGGAAUUCUUCAGACCUCUUAAACUAAGUCCAGCCGGAAGCGAACUUAAGCCACCUGUUUAUAGAUCAACCACAGCAAAUACAUCAUCAUCCGACACAACAAAGUCAUCGAGAAGAUUUGAAAAUCUGCACUCAACGUCUUCACCUAGCUUCAUUUCGAAGCGUUAUACCACCACCACAGAUAAUGAUUAUCUAGGAAGCUCCCUAACACGAACCACCAAACCAACAAGUACUUAUGAGCAAAAUGGUUCCUCGUCGAAAAUUCAGCCCGCAUCAUUUUAUAGUACUUAUAAUCCAAAACGAAGAUCCUCGUACAAUUUAAACGGCAGUGUUCCAGGUACGGGGAGUGUGAUGGCCAAUCAUAAUGUCGAUGGAUAUGCAACGGUUGGUAGACGUUCUACUCUAAGGCCAUAUGAUCAUCGGACAAUGUCUUUGCUCGAUCCGAUUGGACAAAAUUCGACAUCGAUGAUUGGAACUUAUAGACGAGAUUAUAGGACUCCGAUUGGUGGUGAUAUCGGAAAUUUCUCAAGGUAA